Messenger RNA from Pimephales promelas (fathead minnow), 8151 nucleotides. The record is from RefSeq and is a predicted model, not a curated record. NCBI's taxonomy places the organism in Eukaryota, Metazoa, Chordata, Actinopteri, Cypriniformes, Leuciscidae.
UCGCUGUCAGGGGCGCAUGCGCACAGCGGAGCUCCAUCUUUCCAUCCCGAGCGCAGAAGAGCAGCGGAUGUAUUGAUGCUUGUGGACGUUUUGUUUUUAUUUUUAAACGCUCAGAGUCGAUGUGAAACAAACCCGAGCGGACUCUUCCUCCGUUAUUAUCCUCCUGGGAGCUUCCAGCGGACAUAAACGAUGCGUGUGGCGGGUGUUAUGAGGUAGAUCGAGCCGCUGCUGCUGUGCUUCGGCCGCGGCGACACAUUUGAGUGUAAAUCCGCUAAAAGAGUGUUUCCGGCCCGCACGCGAGCAGAUUCACUGACUUCAUUAACGAGACUCUCAAGUCUUCCACUCUCAGAUCAUUACGGAACCAUGAAUAUCCGCGAGCGUCAUCUAAACGGUCCAUGAUGAGCAGCACAUCUAAAGACCUGCCGAGAGAGCGUGACCUGUGUGGUCCACUGUAAAGACACGUCACCUGACCUGGACCCGCCGGUCCCACUGCCUGCUGGGAGCUGCAACCCUUUCCAUGCGUCUAGUCAUUUGAGGUGCUUUCAGACUUCUUUCUCAUGGCUUUGAUUGGUCGGACUGUAGCAGCGGAGGUCCUGUCUGCGUCCAGUGGAAAAGUAAUGAGUCCGUUUCGGUGCUGGUCUGCGCUGUGAGCCCGUCUCACUGCGUCCCGGGAAAGUUGUGCUCCGUCUUCCCUCUUCUGAGCGCCAGAAUGAGACAUUGUGUCGGGACAGGGAAGAGCGUGUGAUCUCUCACGAGGAGUUUUGCACUGGUCCAUAAAAAUGAAUGGAGGUAACGAAAGGGAGGGUGGGGACGGCAGAGGGCAUCUCGCCCAGGUGCCCAUCGGCUGGCAGCGAAAGGUGGAGGCCUCGGGUGUCCUUUAUAUCAGUCCAAGUGGAUCAGUGCUGUCCUGCCUCGAGCAGGUGAAGUCUUACUUGCUGACUGAUGGCACCUGUAAAUGUGGUCUGGAGUGUCCUCUCAUCCUACCCAAGGUUUUUAAUUUUGAUCCUGGUGCGGUAGUGAAGCAGAGGACGGCAGAGGAUGUGAAGGCUGACGAGGAUGUGACGAAGCUUUGCAUCCACAAGAGGAAGCUUAUCGCUGUCGCAACGCUGCAUAAAAGCAUGGAGCUGCCGCCUCCUUCGCUAACACUCACCAGUCCUGGUGGAGGCACAAGUGUGACCUCCAUGACCUCGACCGCACAGCCUCGAGCAAUAAGGAAUAAAACCCACGAGGGCCAGCCCGAAUGUAAGAUCCCGUAUAAGGUGAUGAUGGCGGCGGGGCAGCGGCACUUCUCUCCGGAUCGCUGUGUCCCGCAGGACGCUUUCCCUCCGUUCUCCCGACAGAGACUGGCCAGCGGGGACCCGGGGCCCAAGUCUCCGUACCGCAGAGUCAUGCUGAGCCCUCCUUCGCAAGCCUUCGGGGACGGUUCUCUGUCCCCAAGAACAGACGCUAUUGGCAGUCCCGACGCGUAUUUGCGGAGCAACCCCUGCGGCUUCCAGGGAACCGGUAGUCCAAGUGCAAUCCACAGCAACAGCCGAAUCCCUUUGUCUUCUCCCGGGGUCAUGAUGCACGGCUCGCCCGUCACGCAGUCAUCAUGCGUAAUGGCUGGAAGGACUAACAUGCCUCUGUCGCCGCCAGUCCCAAACAAGAGCCCCGUUAUGAAAAAGCCCAUGUGCAACUACCCGCCCGGCAUGGACUCGAGCAGAACGGUGUUUCACCACAAGGCUCCGUCGGCUCCCUGUUCCCUGCAGAACAAACAGAAUAAACAAGUGAGCUCCGAAAAAGACCCUCUUGGCAUCCUGGAUCCCAUCCCUAGUAAACCCAAUCCCACUUUCCAACCCAACGCCCACUCUCAGGUACCAAUGAUGAAUGUAAACAUCCCUCCUGCAAUCGUCCCAUUGCCGAGCAACCUGCCUUUACCCACGGUGAAACCGGUCGGUCACAUGACGAGGAAUUCGCACGGCACAGCCACAUCGAUCUCCCCGUCGCCCGUCACUUCUCCCGUGCACAUGUCCGGGCCGGCUUUGAGCCGGAUCGAAGCGUCUCCACAACGUUCCCGUUCCUCGUCGACCUCAUCCGAGCAAGGAAGCUUCGCCGUUCCCCCGUGCGGCACGAUAAAGGUCCCGCCACGCUCGCCGCGGUCCUCGAUGGGUUCCCCGCGACCGGCUCUGCCUUCAAGCCCAUCUGGCAAACCGGACGGUAUCCACCAGUACAAAGAAAUCCCAACCCAGUUGCUGGCAGGGAUGAGCAGUCAGCACAACCCCAUGUACCCCCCCUCGAAGGAAAAGGAGCACCCGGGCCUUUUGGGAAUGCCACUGAACCAGAUCCUUAACCAACACAACGCUGCCUCGUUCCCCGCCAGCAGUCUCCUCUCAGCCGCCGCCAAAGCACAGCUAGCAAAUCAAAACAAGAUCGGAGGAGCCGGUGGCACGUGCCCUCUCAGCGCGGGUGAAGCCAACAGAGCCGUUGAAACACACAUGUUGCCACCAAACCCUGGGAUGGUUAUACCUAGCGAAGCCCAGAGUGGGCGCGCGGCGCUUCGAGAUAAGCUAAUGGCACAGCAACGCGACCCUCUCCGCAAGCGUAAACAUCCCCCGAACGCGACCAACCACGAGAAUUUCUUCAACAUGACCGGCAUGAGAACGCCAUCCGCCGAGCAGAUGCGGAAAACCUCUCGAAUGCCAUCCAACACGUCGAUGGCUCAGCUGCUCCAGUCUCUGAGCAACCACAGCUCGCACAUGGGCAGGGGGAGCCGAAACCCGGGGCUGGUGAGUCCGGGGCGCGUGCACUUCCCCGAGGGGGUCGUGACCUCUCAGAACGCGCAGGUUCAGCAGCGACUGCACGGCCCUGCCGACGCCAUGAUGGAGACCCAGGGCCAGUAUUCGGGCAGGGUCAACCAGAUGGGAAACUGUGGACCCGUGAACCAAAGCGGACAAGUUCCUCUCGGGAACCACGUGAUGGGACACGCGAGCGCUCACUUUCAGCAGCGCGUUCAGCCAAACGUUGGCUGUAUGCUACCCAGCGGCAGUGACUCCUGCUGCUCACAACCCAUGACUGACACAGGUGACCCUGCAUCGCUGAGCUGCAGUAUAGGAAACUCUCCUCAGAUGGGUGGUGUCAUGGCCGCCGGUGGGCACAUAUAUCAACACCAUCACCAACACCAUCAGCAGCAGCUGCACCCAUCACUGCAGGGCAUGCACGGGGUCUCCACAUAUCCCAACCAGGGGCAUUCCUUCGCAACAGCUCCUUUCACGGACAAUAACGUUCCCAACUCCAACAGCUUGCCUUGCCGGUACCAGGAUUAUCAGGGGUGCAUGCCUGACGGCGCCCAGCCAGGAAUGACAUCUCACUCUGGAGACGCGGGCAUGUACCGAGAGCAGAAGCUGCAGGGUCACGACGCUUCCAUGGCGGGAGGAUCGGUGGAGUCGGUGGACGCGAUCUACAGAGCGGUGGUGGACGCCGCCGGCAAAGGCAUGCACGUGACCAUCACCACCGGCAUGAGCGUCAGCACGCAGGCGAGCCCCGUCCCCGCGCUCAGCGCCAUGAGUGCCUUCACCGCCUCCAUCGGCCAGCCGCUCAGCCUACCUCACGCCGUCAACGCCGUCAUCCACGCGCCGCGCAGCUCCGAGGCUAACGAGACGCUCUCCCACAUCCAGCGCAACCGGCUGCAGCACAACCACACGCGCGAGAAGAACACGCCCGACGGCUCGGACGCGCACGAGUAUUUCCGCUCGCCCCGCCCACACUGGGACGAGUCCAAUCACGCGCACUGGAGAGGCGAGGAGUUCCUGGAGUGCUCCACACACGUGCACAGCAAAUCCGAGAGGAAACCCAUCGUGGACUGUCCGACGGAGACUCACGAACCCCACGAACGGUUUAACCAGCGCGCGAGAGAGCAGGUGAACGGCACGAUGGCUCGCGGCGGAUACGAUGAUGACCAGUCGCCCGGUUCCUCCACGAGCCUCGAAGGGCCGCUGCUCAAAGACUACGCUCACUUCAACGGGCACUUUAACGGACACUGUGCGCCAAGCCCCUCGGACACCAAGAGUCUCAGCAGCGAGGAGGAGCUCCGGCACCCCGACUCGCCCUCGGCUGAUCUGAUGCACUACAGGCCCCGGGCCUUACACGUGGGGGAACUGGUCUGGCCCAUUAAAGGCUUCCCCGCCUGGCCUAACAAGCUGAUGAGGGAGGAGCAUGGACACAAUCCCAGCAUGCAACUGUCUGAACAGGCCAAGGUGGAGCCAGAGCAGCUGAAAACACUAACACAAGACCUUCAGGUGCUGGACCGAGCCAGCAAAAAAAACAGAAAGGCGGGAAAGCUGAAUCAUCAUCUAGAAGCUGCGAUUCAUGAGGCCAUGAGUGAGUUGGACAAGAUGUCUGGAACUGUUCACCAGGAUCGUCAAGUCAAACUGCCCAAACCCAAGAGGAGGAAAAUCUCCAGAUAACAGCAGCGAUCGGUGUCUCUCUCUCUCAUCGUGGUGCUACACACUAGCAGACGCUCAUCGUGGCCCCGCCCACACCCUGUGACUGACAGGUGCUGGAUCAGCCAAUUAGAAAAGGCAGCAAAGACAACUUGCUGAAGAACUAUUUUUUUCUAGUGUACAAGGAAAAAUAUCGAAAAAGCAAAAAAAAAACAACAAAAAAAAACAAAAUACUGCAUUUAAGAACACAGACAGUCCAAAUAUUUCUGAUAUGUUUUCAAUGUGUAUAUAGACAAUACAGAAGUUUCAUGGUAAAAACAUGGGAAGAAGUGUAAAUACUGUAGGAUAAUGACAUGUACAAGCCAACUCGAUGCACACUUUAUCUUCAGCUGUACAAAACACAAAGCGGAAAUGUCUCAGCGGCCCAUAAGGCCCUGUGACAUUACAAUGAAUAAGAGUCAAUCUGAGACUUUUCUAAGCUUCAGUUUGAGUUGUAUUUUGAGUGUGUGUGUGUGUGUGUGUGUCGGAGUGGACUUCACCAGCUCAAUGGGCUAGUUGUGAGUUUGACUUGCGGGCUUCUUUAUAUAGUUCAGGUCUUCCAGCACUAAACACUAAUAUACUCAUACGCUUAGAAUCGUUCUGUCUUUAUUUCGUUUUUUCGUUUGUCAUAUUUGUUUGGGUUAGACCACCUCAACGAAACACUGGUUUCAUACUGUUAUGGCCAACGGAGGAAAACGUCGGCCUUAUAAUGUGUGUUAGACAUGAUGUAUGAAACUCCCUGACAUGUUGAGUAAAUCUUGGCAAUAAUACGGCACAUGCUCGGUAAAGCCUUAUACACGUGUAGACGCGUACCCUUCAGUAUUAUUUUACUUUAUUUUGCCUUUCAUAAUGCACUCUCUCCUUGACGUUUCACUGGUUAAGAAAUGAACAGUAGAGGAUCAUGUUAUCGUCCACUCGGCCUCCAGUCUGAUCAGUAGUGUAAUGAAACGCUCACUUCAUCUCACGAACUUCAGGAACCGAAAACAUCCGCCUUUGGGAUAUCGAGAUAACGGGGAUCAGCUUGUUUCUGCCACAGAAUAAAACUAUUUAAAAGGUAAUUGCGACUUUCUCUCAAUUCAGUAACAUUUACAUUUAAUCAUUUAGCAGACACUUUUAUCCAAAUUGACUUGAGAAGAGCAUGAAGCAGUGAAACGAAUAAUAUAUUAGUUUGAUAUAUUAAAAUAUAGUCCGAAUUGCAAGAUUAAUAGUCAUAAUUCUGAAAUAGUUUUUUCUGGCAAUUUUAAGAAAUUCGUAAUUCUAAGAAAGUUGUAAUUGAGUUAUAAAGUCAGAAUUGCGAUAAAUAGUCACAAUUCUGAUAUUCAACUCUCAAUUAUGACUUUAUAUCUUAAAAUAUCUUACAAUUGUGUCUUUGCCUCUCAAUUUUGGCUUUAUAUCACUCAUUUCUGACUUUAGUUCAAAUGCGUAAAUUGCAAGAUAUUCGCAAUUCUUAUUUAAACUCGCAAUUCUGACUUUUUUCUCGCAACUGCAAGUGUAUAUCUCAGAGUUCUUAAUUAAUUUAAUUUGUGAGUUAUAAAAUCAGAAUUACAAGAGAAAUAGUUAUGAUUCUGAGAUAUAAAAUCGGAAAUAAACUCGUAAUCAGGACUUUUUUUCUCGCAGUUGCGAGUUUAUAUCUCAGAACUUCGAAGCAUUAAAACUAACAAUAGGACAACAAGAGAAAGGAAAGCGAUUGUAUUAAUGGAUCAAGUCCUAUAUAAAGUCCAAAUUGCAAGAUUAAUAGUCAUAAUUCUGAGAUUGUUUUUUCUGGCAAUUGCGGCAAUUUUGAGAAAGUCGUAAUUAUGAGAAAGUUGUAAUCAAGUUAGAAUUGCGAUAAAUAGUCACACAAUUCUGAUAUUAACUCUCAAUUAUGAAUUUCUAUCUUAUAUUUAAAGAUUAAAGAUAUUUUAAGAUUAAAGUCAUAAUUGAGAGUUCAUAUCAGAAUUGCAAUCAAUGAGUAAAUAGCAAGAUAUUCGCAAUUCUUAUAUAAACUCGCAAUUCUGACUUUUUUCUCGCAAUUGCAAGUUUAUAUCAGAGUUCUUAAUUAAUUUAAUUUGUGAGUUAUAAAGUCAGAAUUACAAGAGAAAUAGUUGUAAUUCUGUGAUAUAAACUCGCAAUCAGGACUUUUUUCUCGCAGUUGCGAGUUUAUAUCUCAGAAUUUCAAUUGCGAGUUAUAAAGUUGUAAUUCUAAGAAAGUCGUCAUUUUGAGAUGUAAACUCGCACUUCAGACUUUUUCCUCAGUAUUAUGAGUUUAUAUUGAUUUAAUUUUAUAAUUGAUUUAAUUUAAUUUAUUUAAUUCCUGAGUUAUAAAGUCAGAAUUCUCGUAAUUCUGAGAUAUAAACUCAAUUAUGAAUGUGUUUAGAUCUAAAAAUUUUCUUUGUUUCACAAUUCUGACUAUUUCGAUUGCGAGAUAGUCGCAGUUGUGACUUUUUUUCGAACGCAAUUGUAGGUUUAUAUUUCGCAAUUCUGAGAAAAACGUACGAAUUUUGACUUUUUUUUUUUUAUUCUGUGGCAGAAACAAGCUUUCGUAACAGUCAGUCCGAGAACGUGUACAUAUCGCCCAGCCAACAUCCGAACAUCCCUGAGUGCAUCUUUAACGCGACCCGGUCUUGUAACAAUGUGUUAUUACUACAUUAACGAAAGGCAGAUUUGUGAAUCUCAUACCGACUCAGGACAGUCCCGAUAUCAUUCAGAUUCACGAAAUGUAGUUUGUGUCUGUGACGCUUUCAUGAAAACACCAUCAGAAGGGUUUAGCACUGUGGGGUCAUAGAAUAGAGGAGGUCAGAGGUCACCAUUGGGGUCAGGACAGGUUUUAUGUAAUCUGCCAGUAACACUAACUCAAUAUGAAGAGCUUAUUAAAUUAUUUUUUGUGUGUAAACUCUAUAGAUGUGUGUAGGAUUUUACAGCACAUUGCUGUCUCUCAUCAGUUUGCAUUUUGAACUCUAAUCUCGGGCGGAUUAAACUCCAGGUUUGGACCGUUUCCUCUCCUCGGAUUCGGUCUACACAGAACGUUCACUACAAAAUUAAGUGCAAUAUUUUCAUGCAGUGGAUCUGAAAACUAUAUCAAUGCGAAUAUCCAGAGGUGAAAUCAUUGAAGCCCAUGAUCAGACGGACGGUGUGUGUGUGUGUGUGUGUGUGUGUGUGUGUGUCUGCUGGUGAAGUCGACUCUGUUGUCAGUGCAAUGAUGCGGCUCUGUGUUCAAAGUCUUACUGUUCAAGGUCAAAAUACAUUUUGUGUUCAUGUGGUCAGUGUUGCCCUACCUUUCCAUUUCUAUUCUCCAAUCAUAUUCUUUCAUUUCCUCCGUGUGUGUGUGUGCGCGAGUGUGUGUGUGUGAACAUUUUUAUUUUGUCGUCUUUGCUUGCUAUUUUCUCAUUGGUAUCCGACUGGUAUUACGAACCUCUCUGAUGUCAAUAUUUCCCCCGAUGCGUAUCUGAGUAUAUAUUUUCUCACCGGUAUGUACUUUACAGCAGUCGACUUUGUAAAGUAUGUUGUGCACUUGAUUAUGUUUGUUUCUGAUAGCUUUGAUGUGGCUGUUAGGUUUAGUUUGUUAAAGUCCAUAAUUUCUUAUUGUUUCAAUUGAUUUUUUUUAAAGAUGUCCUAAACAGCAGUUUUGUAAAUAUUGUGAACAUUACAGGUCAUGCUGUGAUGUGACAUUGAAAUGAUGUUGCACCAAUGUUUCAAUUAAAACCUGGUCACUAAA